Molecule: messenger RNA, 1746 nt
Organism: Funneliformis mosseae
Lineage: Eukaryota; Fungi; Glomeromycota; Glomeromycetes; Glomerales; Glomeraceae
Source: the annotation of a GenBank genome assembly
AUGUAUCUUAUCACGCACGCGUGGCCGGAAUAUGAAGUCGUCAAUGAAAUUAAUGAUGAUGAUUUGACAGAUGAGGAGGUUUUAAUCAACGACUCUUUGUUUGUUAAACCCAAAACCAAGAAACGUAAAUCUGUGAUAAAGCAUUUCGUUCGUUGGAAAUUUCGAUUUGAAUGGAUGACCAACCAAGAAUUUGAACCUUGGUGGGAAACCCCCGUGGAGACGAUGAUGAUGAACACAUUGAUGAUUGAUACUCCAAGUUACGAUAUAUGUCUCGUGUGUGGAAAUCCUUCCAUUCAGUUUUACGACAUUUGGAUUUGCCUCAAUCAUUUAUGCAAACUGUUUUGGAAGGUUUGGAAUUCGAACCAAAGAAAUUGGGAAUUCGCUCCACAAAACCUUACUUACAAACCGACAUUUUUAAACCCCGGGUUUGUUCCUAAAGAAUUGUUGAAGAAACCGCUGCCAUUUAGCAUUGUUCCUCCUUUGAUACCCACUGCUCAAUUUGGAUUUGACACUUACACUUCGCUACAAUGGAAAGGUUAUCACUGCCGAAGGUGUGGAAGGGUAUCAUGUCGCAUUAAAUGGAAUGGUUGGGAGUGUUUUAACUGUCAUAAAAUACAAUCUGCGCCGAGAUUGAUUAUUGACAAAUCAAUGUUGGUCGAUCCUUACCGACCAGUCUUCACUGGCCCAGCCACAGAUUGUGAUGGAUCUAUCUUAGAGGGCAGUGAUAUUUUUCGAAAACGAACCGUUUUAUCUGAUGGUGAAAUUUUAAUGGAAUACAAAUUUCCAGAAGGUGGACAUGUGUUUCAUUAUGUGUCGAAUGAAAAAACCAAUAAGUUGCCCGACAUGUUUUUGAAAGAAUUUCAGAAAAUCGAUUGUGCAAAUUUGAAAAGACAUCCUGUUAAACAAUUGUCGAAUAUGAUGGGAUCUUGUUUGUUCUCGAGGCAAUUCACUCUUAACAUCGGAGCGCAUUAUAAGCAAGCGCUCGAUUUGGAUACUGUACCUUGGUCAAGUGCCCCGAAAGUAUGCAAGGACUCUUUUGUGUAUAUGCAGAACAUUGUCAGGAAUUUUAUUGUUCCAAAAGCCAAAUUCAACCAAAUGCUCUCGGCUAUAUACAUGGAAGGUCAAAAAAUGUCAUGGCAUGAUGAUGGUGACAAAGGAGUUGGACCGGUCAUAGCGACCCUUUCUCUAGGAUCCUCCGCGGAAAUGAAAUUUCGUCGAAAAGUAAAAAAAGAUAAACUCGUGAAUGAAGUCGAACCAGCUGGAAAAAAUGUUGAAAUUGCGAGUCUAGAAACAACAGAAUGUGAAGUUGAGGCCUUUUCUACAUGUUUAGACUCCAAUAGGAAAAGGAAGUUAAUGAAUAACGAGGGCACUUUCCAAGAAAAUCAGGAUAAUCCCAAUGCAAAUGGAAUUAAUGAGUCCAAAAAAGGAAGGAGGAAGAGGUUCUCUAAAAAUGCGGUAGGUAGUAAAAUCAAACCUCAAGUCGAACAAGAAUUGGAAAGUGCUAUGAAUGUUCAAUUACCUCCAAUUAGAAAUUUAACCACUCCUGAAGAGGAUAAACUACCCGAAUUUUCAAGUAUUGUAUCAAAAUUAGAGGAAUCCACGAAUCGAUCUUCAUACCUGCCUAUUGAUAUUUCUAAGGUAUAUAUCAAAAGGAGAAUUUCAGGUCCCGAGUUGUCAUUAAUUUUGCAUCAUGGAGACUUGAUAGUAAUGAAUGGUCAAGUUUUACAAGAUAAUUAUGAUCAGUAA